This is a messenger RNA of Racocetra persica, 839 nucleotides long. The record is from the annotation of a GenBank genome assembly. Lineage: Eukaryota; Fungi; Glomeromycota; Glomeromycetes; Diversisporales; Gigasporaceae.
GUCUUAUUUGGUGGAAAUGUUGGGUAUUGUCCUCAAACUACGUGGAUUCAAAAUGCUACAUUAAGGGACAAUAUUACUUUUGGAUUACCUUUUAAUGAAGAAAAGUAUCAACAAGUGAUUAAAGAUUGUUGUUUAGAACCAGAUUUAGAAGUGUUGCCUGCUGGUGAUCAGACCGAAAUCGGAGAGAAAGGAAUUAAUUUAUCUGGGGGACAAAAACAACGUGUCAACAUCGCAAGAACUGUGUACUAUAAUGCUGAUAUUGUAUUAUUAGAUGAUCCAUUAUCAGCAGUUGACGCAAACGUUGGAAGGUACUUAUUCACAAACUGUAUUCAAGGCGCACUUGCCAAAAAAACGCGUUUACUUGUUACGCAUCAUUUUCAUUAUCUACCACAAGUCGAUUAUAUAAUCUAUAUGGAAGACGGUAAAAUUGCUGAACAAGGAACUUAUGAGGAAUUAAUUAAAGGUGGGAAAGCCUUUUCGAAAUUGAUUGCUGAAUAUGGUGAAGCCGAAAAUGCAGAUGAAAUAAAAAAUGAUGAAGAAUCAACAUUGAACAAAAAAGAAAAUAAAAAAGUUCAGACAUUUGUUUUGCCUAAGGGGUUAAUGUCAAUGGAAGAACAGUACAGAGGGGCAGUGAAUAAUGAGACAUAUUUGGCAUAUCUUAGGAAUGCGGGUGGAUUGUUAUCAAUACUCAUCAUUAUUUUCUUGCUUGUUAUGAUGCAAGGAGUAAAUAUUGGCGGUGUCAAAGCAGCCAAAAGAUUGCAUAAUAAUGCAAUUAGACGUGUAUUAAGAGCGCCAACAAGUUUUUUUGAUACCACUCCUUUAGGAAGAAUUAUUAAUCG